Molecule: messenger RNA, 3629 nt
Organism: Dreissena polymorpha
Lineage: Eukaryota; Metazoa; Mollusca; Bivalvia; Myida; Dreissenidae
Product: serine/threonine-protein kinase PLK4-like
Exons: 8
Coding region: 790-3546 (918 amino acids)
Biological process (GO): protein phosphorylation
Molecular function (GO): protein kinase activity; protein binding; ATP binding
Source: RefSeq, a predicted model, not a curated record
UUUAACAGUGAAGGCUGUAAUAUUUUAUCGAAUGAUAGACAAUACAAUUUUAUAAUGAGCUGAAUUAAUUGCAAAUGGAAUAAACAGAUAGUAUUUAUCUAUCGAUUUCCUACUGUGAAUGUUUCACAAUGGAAGAAGUCACCAUGUCCUUUUUGCCAUUGUUAAAGUUCAGUGUUCAAUUGUCAUUAUGAGUAUUGGAUUGCACUCAACAAGUAUAAGGUAUACAAUUGUAGUAGUACACUGUUUGUAGAAAUAUAAUUAAUGAUUGAUACCAAUCCAUGUAAAAUGUGUGACUUUACCACUGAUAGUCCUGCUAUAAACUUGACUGAGCAAGUGGGCAAUCAUAUUAAUUGAUUACUCUGAUGUUUUUAAUUAGUUUGCACAUUAAUUGAUUGGUAGUGCUCAAAUUGUGUUCAGGCAAGUUUGCUGCUGCCCUAUUUGAAAUAGCACAUCAAUGUAAUCCUUUAAUCAGUUCCCACUGAGCACUUGUCCUAACAAGUUUUCUCUGCAGCCUUUAAUGGUGGGAUAAUGAAGGUGCAAACAUGGCUAUAAAACAGUCUUAAGAUUUUCUAUCUGGGUAGUUCAAUGAUCAGUAAUGGUAGUGACAUGAUCAGACUAGGGCAAAUAUCAGAAUAAGUAAGCAAGUGGAUUUAUCGCCUACUGAUAACUUCAUUUCAUUCAGUAACUGUGGUUUGUUUGAUUGGGAGUUAAGAAUUUGCUCUUUUUAUACUGGUCUGACUUUUGUACAACUACUUCGAAGACAACAAUUAUGUGUACCUUAUCCUAGAGAUGUGCCAUAACGGCGAACUACAUAGGUACUUGAAAUCAAACUGCAAAGUGCUCUCAGAGGACGAGGCUCGCCACUACAUGAAGCAGAUAAUUGAAGGCAUGUUUUACCUGCACUCAUAUGGCAUUCUCCACAGGGACCUCACCCUUGCAAAUCUUCUCCUAUCUAAAGAUAUGGAUGUGAAAAUUGCUGAUUUUGGUCUGGCAACGCGGCUGAAUGGGCCAGAGGAGAAACAUUUCACCAUGUGUGGAACACCAAACUACAUAUCUCCGGAAGUUGCCAGUCGUUCAGCCCAUGGUCUGGAAGCUGACGUGUGGUCGCUGGGCUGCAUGUUCUACACAUUCCUGGUGGGCACGCCUCCGUUCGACACGGACACCGUGAAGACGACCUUGAAUCGUGUGAUCAGUGGGGAGUUUGACCUGCCGUGUAACAUCUCGCCAGAGGCAGAAGAUCUGAUUCAUCAGCUGCUGCAGAAAAAUCCAAUGAAACGCAUCCAGUUGCAUGACGUGAUAAAGCAUCCAUUUAUGCUGAAGGAGAGCACUUCUGACUACAAAAAGGAUCGCAAGCUUGCAGAGGUUUCAAUCGACAGUGGUAGGGGCACAAUGUCCACAGGUGUCAUGUCUCGUAUGUCUAGCACAACCAGCAAGCGUCCCCUGCCAGCCGUACAUCCGGUACAGUCUCAGAUCCCAGAGGAUCGGGAGCACAGUGUGAGCGGUAGUGAAAAAUCCUCAAGUGGAUGCAGCUAUGCCCCUCUCGCCUCUCCUGCCCUACGCCACCCACCAUCCCCGCCAGUACGGUUGAGAGAAUGUAAACAGAGUGAGAAAAUGUUCCCCGACAAGUAUGUCAGCACUCCAGCUGGCGACAGGAGUGUGCCAUUUUCUGACCGCACGCCAAAGACCAAUCAUUCUGCAGACUUUGUGUAUGCUAGUGCUGAUACUGGAUAUUGCAGUGCGAGCAGACAUUCCAACAGUGAAGUCGAAACUCGAUCGCACAAUCAUAGGACAGCGGAAAUGCCCAGACUGAACUUGGCUCAGUUUGACCCCUCCAAAUACCAGACCACGUCCACGUCAGGGUGGUCAUGCAGUGCAUCUGUUCACAGUAAUGAUACGAAACUAGUGAGUCCUAGAGAACACACGGUAUCCUCAGUGAGUGGCUUGUCUGAAGCCUCAUCUUUAGGAGAGUUCAGUCUGCAGAAUACAAAGAAGACUUUAGACUUUGGGGUUGACUCACAGCCAACUAGUCUGAACGAACAAUACUCCCAUCACAGUGCUCAUUCAUCGCGGCCAACGAACACCAGCACGGAAAUGAGUAAUCAGAAAAAAUGCGCAAGAAGUAACUCUGUCGAUGAACUGGCCUUCGAUAAACCAAGAUCGUCAGCCAUGGCAAUGAAAAGUAAUUCCUGCGACGAUUUAGACUUUGACGAAUCUAAGGACUUGUUCAAAAGCAAACCUGAUCAGAAUCUUCGACAGGGUGCUACUUCAAAGCCAGCUACCUCUGACAACUCCAGCAGGAGGGAGGCUGAAAUGGGCUCGACUAUCGACUCCAAAAGGUUGCGUCCAAUUCGACAGCGUACACGGAAUGCGGUGGUCAACAUCAUGGAGAACGGUGACGUUUGCCUGGAGUUUGUUAAACAGAAGCACAAAGAGGAGAAGGUGGUCGAGGUUUUCGUUAUCUCCAACAAUGGCCAGCAGGUCAGUGUGUACCAGCCCAACAACGGCAAGGGCGUCCCGGUAGAGGAGCAGCCUGUGUCCCUUCCCAGCGUCCCCCUGAAGUCCUUCACAUACACAGAGCUGCCUGAGAAGUACUGGAAGAAGUACCAGUAUGCCUCAAGGUUCGUGAAGCUCGUGCGCUCCAAGACGCCUAAGGUGACCCUGUACACGCAGCGAUGCAAGUGUAUGCUCAUGGAGAAUGGACCAGACUCGGAUUUUGAGGCGGUGUUUUAUGAUGCAACGGCUUCAUUAAGCGGUGCCAAGUUCACAUCAAGCAGUCGAGGCAUGAGAAUCAUUGAGCGUACGGGGACCUCGCUGGUUCUCGAAUCCCCGGACAUGGAGCAGCGAUUGACACAAGAGACCCAGAAGCUUCUCGACUAUGUGAAACAGUGUCGUCAGCAGUGUCGGGACCUUGAAACAGUCGUGGCGGCUGUGCAAGAACGAUGCUCACUGCGGGAAGAGUUGUUCCCCAUUAUUAUUGGUCGUCGACCCAACUCGGCCAAUCUGAAUGAUUCUGGGAAGUUCAGCACGGCCAGCAUUGGCACUGGCAGUGAUGAGCACAAUAACAGCAAUAGGUCCUCCGAGAAUAAUCGACCUCCCACUAUGACCUCCUUUGACGGCACAGUUGUCAGCGCAGUAACGGAGUGCGAAAAGGCUAAACCUGUCGAAAGCUGUUACGACCGGACACACUCCACCAUGAUGGGGGCACAAGGUGUCAAUACCUCUCCCACUGGCAGCCACGUCCGCAAGAUGACUGGCAAGGACAUUUUACGCCAAGUGCUAGUGCAGGAGAUAGGCUGGGCUUCCCAGCAUUCCAACGGUGAAAUCUGGGUGAAGUUUUUCGAUGGAACUCAGUUGGGCGUGAAGUCCACAACCACCACCAUUAAAUUCAUUGACCAGUCAGGGAAGCUGAAUCGCUUCCAGAAGACCGACAUUCUUCCCGAGGCGGUCAAGUUGAGACUGGAGAAGGUACCGCUGGUCCUGGAGCAUCUCUUGCAGGAAUCCCAGUCCGCACAGCAAGUGUCCACGAGCCGACAGGGACCCAGAUAACUGGCUUUCUCAGCUCACUGUUUGGCGGGCUUUUAACAAUUUAUUCAGCAAUCUGUGAUAUGUACAGCAAGCACUUCUGUUGU